AUGCGGUGGCGGCGGCUGCGCCUCCGCCGGGACGCGUUGCUCACGCUGCUGCUCGGCGCCACGCUGGGCCUCCUGCUCUACGCUCAGCAUGAUGGUACGGCCCUGACGACGACGAGUGCGCCGCGGGCGCCAGGCAGGGCGGCGUCAAGGGCCACUCUGGGGCCCCGCGCGUUCCAGGCCGCAGACCCAGACACGGAUGCAGCCCCGCCGGCCUACGAGGGGGACACGCCGCCGCCACCCACGGCCACGGGACCCUUUGACUUUGGCCGCUACUUGCGUGCCAAGGACCAGCGGCGCUUUCCGCUGCUCAUCAACCAGCCGCACAAGUGCCGGGGAGAGGGCGCCCCCGGGGGCCCACCCGACCUGCUCAUAGCCGUCAAGUCCGUGGCGGCCGACUUCGAACGGCGCCAAGCCGUGCGCCAGACGUGGGGCGCUGAGGGGCGCGUGCGGGGGGCGCUCGUGCGCCGUGUGUUCUUGCUGGGCGUGCCCAGGGGCGCAGGCGCGGAGGGGGCAGGCACGCAGAUGCACUGGCACGCCCUGCUCCACGCCGAGAGCCGGGUGUAUGCGGACAUCCUGCUCUGGGCCUUUGAUGACACUUUCUUCAAUCUAACGCUCAAGGAGAUCCACUUUCUGUCCUGGGCCUCGGCCUUCUGCCCCGAGGUGCGCUUUGUUUUUAAGGGCGACGCCGAUGUGUUCGUGCACGUGGGGAACCUGCUGGAGUUCCUGGAGACACGGGAUCCAGGGCAGGACCUGCUUGCGGGUGAUGUGAUUGUGCAAGCGCGGCCAAUCCGCGUGCGGGCCAGCAAGUACUACAUCCCUGAGGCGGUGUACGGCCUGGCCGCGUACCCGGCUUAUGCAGGCGGCGGCGGCUUUGUGCUUUCGGGGGCCACUUUGCGUCGUCUAGCUGGCGCCUGCGCGCAGGUCGAGCUCUUCCCCAUCGAUGACGUCUUCCUGGGCAUGUGCCUGCAGCGUCUGCGGCUCACACCCGAGCCGCACCCUGCUUUCCGCACCUUUGGCAUCCCCCAGCCUUCGGCGGCGCCCCACCUCCGCACCUUCGAUCCCUGCUUUUACCGCGAGCUGGUUGUAGUGCAUGGGCUCUCCGCCGCCGACAUCUGGCUUAUGUGGCACCUGCUGCACGGGCCACACGGGCCGGCCUGCGCGCGCCCUCAGCCUGCUGCUGCGGGCCCGUUCCGGUGGGACUCCUAGCAGGCCCAGGAGACAGCGAGAAGGAUCUGCUGGGCAGAUGACCGUGGUCCUUGUGCUUCCUCCGCACAGCAGAAGGGAGUUUGGAUUUGGCUUCGGCUGGCUCACACCAAAGUGCUCAGACUCGCUUCCCUGCGGUAGCCUGAGCUGAGGUGGUGGCGGUCUAUCUUGUGCCCAGCAGGUCCUGGAGCAGUGGAUGUUUCUGGCCCUCCUAGCAGCAGAUCGGUGUGUGUCAGCUAGGGGCGGCGGGGCUCGCGGAAUCCUGUCACUCCCUGCUUCGCACAGGGGAAUGCAGGCGCAGGCAGGUCUCCUUCCUCAAGCCAGCCCCCGGGGGAGGGGGAGGGUAACCUGGCAGGCCUUCUGCCACAGCUCUGUCUGAAGUAGUCUCUGCUCCCCACCUGCCCCUCCACAUUGGGUUCCCAGCCCUGUCCAGCUCUUUGGGAUCUGCUUUCCUAGGGCCAACCCCUUCUGGACAUAAGGUCUGGCUGCGACACACAGGGUGGGGCCCCAGACAGGGACAACUGAGUGUUGGUUUCUCCUGAAGUCUCCCCAGCUCACACAGCCACACAUCUGCACCAGCCUCUUACUGGAGCCCCCCCCCCCCCCCCCCCGCCAUCCUCAGAAACAAACCAACCAGCCAACACCCCUGCUUACUUUAGUA
Messenger RNA from Lepus europaeus (European hare), 1864 nucleotides. RefSeq names its product UDP-GlcNAc:betaGal beta-1,3-N-acetylglucosaminyltransferase 9 (gene B3GNT9). Gene Ontology annotation, cellular component: membrane. The coding region runs from base 1 to 1206 and encodes 401 amino acids. The transcript has a single exon. Gene Ontology annotation, molecular function: hexosyltransferase activity. The record is from RefSeq and is a predicted model, not a curated record. NCBI's taxonomy places the organism in Eukaryota, Metazoa, Chordata, Mammalia, Lagomorpha, Leporidae.